Sesamum indicum (sesame) is the source of this 445-nucleotide messenger RNA. Its product is annotated as defensin-like protein 1. Gene Ontology annotation, biological process: defense response. The record is from RefSeq and is a predicted model, not a curated record. Lineage: Eukaryota; Viridiplantae; Streptophyta; Magnoliopsida; Lamiales; Pedaliaceae.
UUUCACACAAGAGAGUAGGCGUGUAUAUAAUGUUGUUAAGAUGAAUGAGUUGGAUGGAUGGGCGUGUUCCAGAGACAAGAAAGCAUUAUGGGCACAAAGGUCUUCUUCAGUCUCCUCCUGCUAUUGCUCUUGCUCUUCACCACUCACGAAGAGGUGGGGUUUGACAGCAUGAUAGUGAAGGCGGAUGGCAGGACGUGCUUAUCGCAGAGCCACGGGUUCAGGGGACAGUGCUGGAGCAACACCAAUUGUCGGCUGGUGUGCAGGAACGAAGGUUUUCCGGGCGGCAGGUGUCGGGGCUUUCGCAGGCGCUGUUUUUGCGUCAGGCCCUGUCCCUAAUUAAUUACUCGGCCCCAAUCUCAUCAUCAAAUCCAUCAACAAGUUAUUGAUUUCCUGAGUUUCAUAGUGUAUAAACUAUUACAUAAAUAAAAUCGGGAGUUAAUUGCAA